Cyprinodon variegatus (sheepshead minnow) is the source of this 953-nucleotide messenger RNA. RefSeq names its product complement C1q-like protein 2. NCBI's taxonomy places the organism in Eukaryota, Metazoa, Chordata, Actinopteri, Cyprinodontiformes, Cyprinodontidae. Gene Ontology annotation, molecular function: protein binding. Bases 60 to 737 code for a protein of 225 amino acids. The transcript is spliced from 3 exons. The record is from RefSeq and is a predicted model, not a curated record.
GUAGGUGCAAAGGUUGGAGAAGUCUGUGGACAAAGGCAAACAAUCCAAACGCUUCAAGCAUGAAGACGAUUGUUGUUCUUUUACUGGCAUUCAAGCUCUGCUGUUCUGAUCUUGGACCUGAUGAAAACGAUGCAAAACUCGGCCAGGUCUCAGGCUUCGCCAGCUGCUGUAACAUCUGCCCUCUCACAUCUGUAACUCAAACUGUUGGAGAGCUGAAGGAGAAAGUUGCCAACAUGGAAGAAAAAAUAACUUUUCUGGAGACCAGGCUGCAAAGCACGGAAAAAGAAGUCCUGGAGUUACGGAGCCUCAUUGGAGGUGCUCCUCAGGUGGCUUUUUCUGCAGCUCUCAGGGAUUCUGGCUCCGGAAACACUGGGCCUUUUACCACUGUUAUCCCACUGCAGUAUAAAAAGGUUUUCUCCAACACUGGCAAUUGCUAUAAUCCUUCAACGGGUGUUUUCACAGCAAUGGUCAGUGGAAUGUACUUCUUUCGAUUCUCAAUGUUCAACAACUUGGCUCCUACUCCCAGCUCGGUUGUUAGCCUGAUGAAGAACAGUGAGCGGUUGACGUCUGUGUGGGACACCAGUGGGACUGAUAGCAACGACAUGGGCAGCAACGCCGUGGUCAUCCCUCUGAAAGUGGGAGAUAAUGUGUACGUGCAGCUGGAACCAAACAGGAUGGUGUAUGAUGACAGCAUGAACUACAACACAUUCAGUGGCUUCCUGCUCUUUCGUAUGUGAUGCUUCUAACACGUGUCCCAGCAUGCUUCUUCCAUCAUUUUACAGUAAAAAAAUUUACUUCUAUUGUAGUUUCAAAUUGUGAUCUAAAUAAAAUGAGGAAUACCUUUAUUUGAAUUUGGGUUACAUAAAUAUAUUAAAUAUAUAGCCUGAGCAUUAUAUAACAGGGAGCUUUUCCAUUGGCGGAUCUAGGGUGUGGCUACUUGGGCUACAGCCCCG